Chondrus crispus (carragheen) is the source of this 2482-nucleotide messenger RNA. RefSeq lists its product as hypothetical. The coding region runs from base 1 to 1899 and encodes 632 amino acids. Gene Ontology annotation, cellular component: epsilon DNA polymerase complex. Gene Ontology annotation, molecular function: DNA binding. Gene Ontology annotation, biological process: DNA-templated DNA replication; error-prone translesion synthesis. NCBI's taxonomy places the organism in Eukaryota, Rhodophyta, Florideophyceae, Gigartinales, Gigartinaceae. The record is from RefSeq and is a predicted model, not a curated record. The transcript has 2 exons.
AUGAAUGGAAUCUUAACCAAGGACCUGGCUGAGUCUAUUGCUUCAAGGCUGCAAAAAGAUGCGGAUAGACAAGUGGGCAUGGCUGCGGCGAGCAUCGAAGUCAUCAACACGUUUACUGUUCCGAGCUGGCAGUCAGACACAGAGCCAUCGACGAGUGGGUUUGGCACCCAGAAUCGAAUUAGCGCCCCGCCAAAGCCUGUCAUUGAUGGCAGACCGCAAUCUAAAGCGGGUAUGUUCCGCUCUCGCUAUGAACUUUUGUUGGCCAAAACCCUCCGCAAUCCGCAAUUCAGACCUCCAGCUUCUGGUAUGUUGUCUAUGGCGAAAAGCAGCCCAUACUACCAGUUGACUGGGAUAGAGAGCUUGGCAGGGAGCAAGGAUGAAAAACUUGUUCUCGGAAUGUUAACGCAACUUGAGGAAGGCUCUUGGUUCCUUGAAGACCUCAACGGGUCCGUUAAGCUAGAUCUAUCGGAAGCGAGUGUUACAGCAGGGUUGCACACAGAAUGCAGUUUUGCCAUCGCCCAAGGGCAUUUAAUAGAGACUCCGAACCAGGAAUCUAUCUUUCAUGUGUCUGCCAUGGGUACGCCACCCCUUGAGAAGAGAGAGGAGUCUUUGAAUGCGAUGAGUAAGAAUCCAAAUCUUUUUGGUGGUCAUUUCGAGGCCUCUGAAACUGCACAGCUAUUGAAAUUGGAAAAAGAAGCAGUAGAUACAAUGUUUUUACUCCUCUCUGACGUUGCGCUGGACAACUCGCGCGUCAUGGCUGGUCUCAAGCACAUGUUUACCGGUUAUAUUGAAGAUGGUGCAUUGCCCAAACUUGUCGUCUUAAUGGGAAACUUUCUCUCACAUCCGUUUGGCCAGCAUGUUGACGAUGUGAUGACACUGACAGAGAAAUUCACCGAGCUUGGAACAGCAAUAGCCGCGGAUUUCAGCCCUCUCCUCGAAGAAUGCGUUUUCGUAGUUGUACCGGGAAUGAAUGAUCCGGGUCCAGGCAAUGUUCUUCCCAGACCUCCUAUGCCAAAAACAGUAAUGAAAGGGUUUAUUGAUGCUGUUGGAAGCGAGAGAGUGCACUUGGCAACAAAUCCGUGUCGGUUAAGGUACAUGACGCAAGAGAUUGUAAUUUUGCGGGAUGAUCUCAUGCAAAAAAUGAUCCGACAUUGCUCAGUGAAACCGGAGUUCGGAGAAUCGGGGUCAAUGUCAGAACAUUUCGUCAAGUCAGUUGUUGACCAGUCGCAUUUGUGUCCUCUGCCCAACUCUGCUCGUCCUGUACUGUGGCGACAUGCCCAUGCUCUAUGGCUUUUCCCGGUCCCUCAUGUUGUUGUGCUGGCUGACAAAACGGAUGGCUAUAUUUGCAAGUAUGGUGGGACAUUGGGGUUGAAUCCUGGUUCUUUUGCUACAGACUUUUCCUUUCAAGUGUAUCUCCCUGCUCAAAAGAGGGCCCAGCAAAGCUCUGUGAACAGCGAGGAAAUUCUUGAUAAGACAGAAAAUGCAAUCCACCAGUCUGAUCAAGAAUGUGUAUCGGAUCGUGGAGAUAGUGAUGACGAUGCCAGUGGGGACGAUAACAGUACUGAAGAAGUUGACAUGCACAUUGGUGGUAUUGCUAUGGAUACAGACGGAGAGGGGUUGCCCCUUCCGGGACAACCUUUAGACAAAGACGAAGCAGGCAAUUCAGACGCCAUGCUGGACGAUAUUUCGGCUGGAGCGGAAGACGGCGGGGAAGACGAAGGCAAGCAUCUUUCUGAUGACGAUAUGGGAGCGUCAGAAUCCGAGUCAGAUGACGAUAGCGUCCUAAUACCUCUGGAUGCUCUACCAAAGCGUGAUAUCAAGGCCAUGCUUCGGCAAGCUGUUGCAUCUGAUGAUUCCGGUGAACCAAAAAAAGACGCAUCACGUUCAGGAGAAAACUGAUCUGGCUUGGCUCUAGUGGAUAAGACAAUUCAAACCAGCAAUCAGUCUUCCACCGUGAGGCUUAUUUAUACGUUGUUUGGCGUAGUGAGAACGAAAUGGAAAGUUCGGGGGAAGACGGAUCAAGGGUGUACGAGGAUAUCUCUGCUUCCAUCCAUCGCACGCAUAUUACUUCAAAAUCCAGGUGGACUGACAGUUUUUCACUGGUCCGCCGAGUGGCGGUCAUCUCUACUACAUGGUUGCUGCUUCAACCCAAGGGGUAUGAGCCGAUAAUAAUUAAUUCUGGAACCGGUUUCGAGAGGCAGCAGAACGUUUAAAAUCGACUACACUAUCCCGGUCGCUCGUCAUCUUUUUCAGUUCAAAUGGCUGUUACAGUUGGAUAUCGAGAGUGGAGACCAGCACUUCGGCGGAAAGAAAAGGAGUCAUAAAGAUAUGAGCUGCAAGUUACCGGUCAUACCAGUGUACGGGACAGGACCUCUAAGAACGAAGAGAAGCAACGAAACUCACCGAUGUCUCAUGGUCAUCACCAAUAUCUAACUGCUACCUAUCAGACUAAGUAUCGAUAAACGCACCUGUCCCAUCAAUA